GAGCAGAGAGACGCGAGCGAAGGCUGUUUCACACGACUCUCCGAGCGCUCCUCAGGGUUCCUCAACUCAAUGCGACCGACUGCUACUCCGCACGAACUCUCCGAAGUCACAGGCUGUUUGGAAGCGAGCCAAGCUCGGAGCACUUUCUGACAGGUGUUUCGGUUCCACACACCCGGCGCUCAGAGGAGACUCGGAACUCAAAUCAUGUCCAACGGGAAAGAUGCACCUGUUAGCGCAAACUCCAAACGGACGUCCUUAAAGGCAUGUCUUGAAGAGUGUAUGGAGGCCAUGGAUCUGUUCCUUAACAACCACUUCAGUGAGAGUCUGGACAAACUGCAGCCACGAUGCAAAGAGAGUAUGUAUCAUGCUCUGAUCUACGCUACAGUGUUAGAGAUGCAGGCUAUGAUGACCUUUCAGCAUGACGACAUCGUAAACGCAGGAAACACAAUGAAGAGUGCUCAGGACGUUUGCCAGAGGUUUCGUAAGAGGUCUGGCAGUCUGUCAGCCAAAGCAGCAGGAGAUGAACUGUCAGAGGAGGAGCUCCAUGCUGAGGCGUGUUAUGCCGAAUGCUUGAUACAAAGAGCUGCUCUCACAUUUUUACAGGACGAAAACAUGGUGAGUUUCAUUAAAGGAGGAAUCAAAGUACGCAAUAGCUACCUCAUAUACAAGGAACUCCACUCCUUUAUUGAGUCACAUAGCUCCUUCAAAGGACCAAAUCACAAGCACCUGGAGGGAGGGGUGGCGUUUGGAAUAGGCGCUUUCAACUUGACACUUUCCUUGUUCCCUCCACGGAUUCUUAAGGUUUUAGAGUUUGCUGGAUUUUCUGGGGAUAAGAUGCCCGUAUUCAUGUGUGUAUGUGCCUGCAUUCAGGAAUAUGGAAUUUCCAAGCUGUACGAAGGGGCCACCUCCAACAACCUGCGUUCUAUGCUAUGUGCCCUACUGCUGCUCUGCUACUACACCUUCCUCUCAUUUAUUUUAGGGACAGGUGAGGGAGAUGUGGCUGAUGCUGAGAAACUGCUAAAGCCAUUUCGGUUACGAUAUCCACAUGGGGCAAUUUUUCUUUUCUUCGCGGGCAGAGUGGAGGAAAUAAAAGGCAACAUUGAUGAGGCAGUAUUGCUGUUUGAGGAUGGCUGUAAAGCACAACAGGCAUGGAAGCAAUUUCACCACAUGUGCUACUGGGAACUGAUGUGGUGCUUCACUUACAAGAGGCACUGGAAGAUGGCCUAUUUUUACGCCGACCUACUUAGCCAGGAAAGCCGCUGGUCCAAGGCUAUGUAUGUGUACAUGAAGGCUGCUUGUCUCAGUAUGCUGCCAGGAGGAGAGCCUCGGCCAUUUGGGGAGAACGAGAUUGAACUUUUCAGGCAGGUGCCAACCUUCAAACAGAAGAUAGCAGGGAAGUCUCCUCCUACAGAGAAGUUUGCUAUCCGCAAAGCCAGACGCUACAGAGCCAGCACUCCAGUACCGCUUCCUGUCCCUGUGCUCGAGAUGAUGUACAUGUGGAAUGGCUUCUCCAUGAUAAGCAAGCAACCGGAUCUCACUGCAGGCAUACUGGAAACUCUGCUGGAGGCAGAGCAAACCCUGCAGGCUGCACCCGAGAAUGAGUACACUGUGGAUGACAGCUGCCUGAUUUCGUUGUUGAAGGGACUGUGUCUGAAGAACCAAACCCGACUGCAUGCUGCUGAAGAUUGCUUUAACAAAGUUUACAGCAGUGAGAAGAAGCUAAAGUUUGACCACUACUUGAUUCCUAAUACUCUUUUGGAGCUGGGGCUGCUGUACGCUGAUACAGGGAGGAGGGACCAAGCCAUCAAACUCCUGCAGAAAGCCAAAAACAACUACAAAGAAUACUCAAUGGAGUCCCGCACUCAGUUCAGAAUCCACGCAGCUCUGUCUAAACUGAAGGCUGACACGAGUGACCAGGAUGAGAUCACAGCCCUGUAACUCUUACCCUCUAAAGUGGCAUGAUGAGGACUUGCUCUUCUCGUGAACUACAAUACCAAAGAGAGACAGUCAUCCUCACUUCAUAACUCCGUCCAGUAAAAAGGUUAAAUAUAAAGGACAGGACUCGGACAGACUUGUGGAUGUCUUAGGGACAUCUAAAACACUGCAUUCACAGCCAAUUUACAUAUGUAUUUUAAAAUGAGAAAAAAAGCUUAGAUUUAAGUAAUAGACAGUUCACUUGUGGGUGAAAUUUCGAAAGAUUUCCACAUGAAAACCAAGUAUUAUGUAGUAAUAAAUCUACCUUUAGCUACAGCAGCACUUUUAGGACUGGGAAAUAUUUGUCAGGCUUCACUAGUUAUUUUUGAUUUGGUUGAAAAUGCUUAGGUAUGGCCGUUUUGGGACAAUAUAAAAGCAUUGCAAGCAAGGCUGCGUUUUCUUUUUCGGAAAUCAAAUGAAGCAGUUCUCCAGGUACAAAAACAUGUACAAUCUUUCACGUUAAAGGAAUACAAAUUGAAGGCUCAUAGCUACUGCAUAUGACCGUUCCCAGCAAAAAGCUAAAUUUUAGAGCCAAAUUUAUACUGUUAAUUGUUUUAAAUGGACUUGUGUGCAAAAGCCAGGAUGCAUUGGCUACACAUUUCUAAGAUAUGUUUAUCAGAGUUUAAGCUGAAACAUUUUUUUUAAACUGACAGUCUUAAUAUAUUAAUGUAAUUUAAUUAACAUAUAAAUUUAUUAUGAAGAGUUAAAUUAAAAUAGAGGGGCGUUUAAGUCAAACCGGGACAUUUGGCUGUACAGAAAAACAGAACACCAUCAAGCUAGAAAGAUUUCUCAGUAUGGCUGAACAAUAAUCAGAUUGACUGCUUUAUGUCGUCAUUACUGAAACACUGGCCUUCCAGGAACUGCAUUAAUGGCCCAAACAUGUGUAAAUGGCUUGGAGCAAGGUCCAUACUAUACAGUGAAUCUUAAGUUCCUGUAAGUUACACCUCUGUUCCUGUUAUAUGGUGAGCAGUAUGGGUUGCGUUAUCCUGCAAAAAAGCACUGUGCUGUGCUUGAAAUCUUCUGCAAAUGUCAAACAGUUUACACCUUCAUUAAGUAGAAAUUUUAUCACAGGUUUGACUUGAACACCCCAUAUAUUAGAUUCAGUUAAUCUGUGAACCCUAGAAGUAGUUACUGAAUUCUGUUUAAAUGUGUGCAAAUAGCCACAUAAUAACAAUGAACAUCUUGUAUUAAGUACAUUUUUAUGUUUCUCUGUUUUAUGCAUUAUAAUUAUUGUAAUGCUUUUAGUCAGUUACACAUUAUGACUUAUUAACGGGAAAAACAUAAGUAAAUAAAAAGAUAUAAAAAGUU
This is a messenger RNA of Clarias gariepinus (North African catfish), 3282 nucleotides long. RefSeq names its product tetratricopeptide repeat protein 39A. The record is from RefSeq and is a predicted model, not a curated record. The transcript has 18 exons. NCBI's taxonomy places the organism in Eukaryota, Metazoa, Chordata, Actinopteri, Siluriformes, Clariidae. Gene Ontology annotation, molecular function: protein binding. Bases 205 to 1938 code for a protein of 577 amino acids.